This is a messenger RNA of Candida dubliniensis CD36, 447 nucleotides long. RefSeq names its product U4/U6-U5 snRNP complex subunit. The record is from RefSeq and is a predicted model, not a curated record. Gene Ontology annotation, biological process: mRNA splicing, via spliceosome. Gene Ontology annotation, cellular component: U5 snRNP; spliceosomal complex; U4/U6 x U5 tri-snRNP complex. The coding region runs from base 1 to 447 and encodes 148 amino acids. The transcript has a single exon. NCBI's taxonomy places the organism in Eukaryota, Fungi, Ascomycota, Pichiomycetes, Serinales, Debaryomycetaceae.
AUGGGCUCAGUAUUUCUCCCACAUUUAAAGACAGCAUGGCACGUUGACCAAGCGAUUCUUUCUGAAGAUGAUAGAGUAGUUGUUAUAAGAUUUGGUCGUGAAGAAGAAACUCAGUGCAUGUUAAUGGAUGAAAUUCUAUUUUCCAUAUCCGAAAAAAUCAAAAAUUUUGCUGUUGUAUAUUUAGUUAAUUUAGACAAAGUUCCUGAUUUCAAUCAAAUGUAUGAAUUAGAUCAAAAUCCACUAGAACCAUUUACAAUAAUGUUUUUUUAUCGAAAUAAACAUAUGAUGUGUGAUUUUGGUACGGGGAAUAACAACAAGUUGAACUUUAUGAUUUAUGAUAAACAAGAGAUGAUUGAUAUUAUAGAGACAAUAUACCGAGGAGCAAGAAAAGGUAAAGGUUUAGUAAUGAGUCCAAAAGAUUAUAGUCGUUCAGCUAAAGAUAUAUAA